UUCGAAGCCAAGCUUGGUAUCAUCUGCCGACUCUUUCACCUUUAGCCAUUAACCUCGUUCUUUAGCAACGGCUAAAAAACGGGAUACUUUAUAUCCGUUUCCAUAAUUAUAAAAGGAAAUAUAAUUUUCAUUUUCCUUUCUCUUUUCCUUUUCUUUCUCAGUGAAUUUUUUUUCCCAUUCUUAGUACGGUUUUGUAUAACUUGACUGUUGUUUCCUGUAUCUUGUCCUAUCCUACAAAUAAUUAUAGAUUAUUUUUUGGCCGACAAUCUUUGACGUUCUUUACGUCCAUAUAGUUACCUCUCCUUAUCCCUGCAUACAUCUUUAGCAUUCAUUACCUUUUCCAUCGGGAUCACAUUCUUUUCGGUUCGUCUUUCAUUUAUUGUUUUCCUUUCCCUCGUUUAGAUAAUUAAUAUUAUUAUUGUUUGAGGCAUUUUCAAACCUGGUAUCGCUCUUUCAUUAAAAUCAACAUAUAACUUGAUUUUUUUGUUUUCUUUUCAAUGAACUCUGCUAUGGAGCGCUCUGGCACUUUGAAAAACCGUCUCUCGGUUUUGCGACAUCGUCAGAGCACCUCUACUCUCUAUACCAUAGAUUUAGAUAGUGGAACAGAGUUCGAGGACGAUUUUUAUAAACUCGAUCGAGAGUUACGAGAUCUCAAGCAGAAGAUCUCUAUUCAGUCAAAACGAAACUUUGUUCUUGAGAAAGAUGUUCGAUUUUUAGACUCCAGAAUCGCCUUGUUGAUCCAGAAUCGUAUGGCUCAAGAAGAGCAAAACGAGUUUGCAAAGCGUCUGAGUGGUUCUUAUAGCGAAGUGAGAGGUGACUUUCCUGAUGAUCAAAAGAUUCAGUUGUAUGGAGCCCUAUUCUUUCUUCUCCAGUCAGAACCCUCAUAUGUUGCUAGUUUGGUUCGUCGUGUCAAAUUAUCCAAUAUGGAUGCUCUUCUGCAAAUAGUCAUGUUUAAUAUUUACGGAAAUCAGUAUGAAAGUAGAGAAGAACAUCUGCUUCUUUCCUUAUUUCAAAUGGUUCUUACAAGCGAAUUUGAGGCUACUUCGGAUGUCACAUCCUUGCUCCGUGCUAAUACUCCUGUUUCUCGAAUGAUGACAACUUACACUCGUCGAGGUCCUGGCCAAGCAUAUCUGCGAAGCAUUUUGUAUCAGAUCAUUAAUGAAGUUGCCGCUGAUGAUUCUAAAUCAUUACAAAUAAAUCCUCUUCAGGUAUAUCGGCAGCUUGUCGAUAAUGCAGUUAUACCAGUGGAUGAUGUUACCGGGCUGACGACAGAAGAAAUUGCCAAUAUACCCAUAAUCAAAGACACAAUAACCGAACGCUCCUCUGAGCUAAUAAAAAUAACCAAAAAGUUUCUCGAAUCUAUAUUAAAUAGUCUAGACGUGGUUCCUUAUGGUAUUCGUUGGAUCUGUAAAUUAAUUCGGUCUUUAAUCAAUCGCUUUUUUCCCAAGGUGCCUGAUAGUACUAUUUGUUCUCUAAUAGGUGGUUUCUUUUUUUUACGUUUCAUAAAUCCAGCUAUUAUUUCUCCACAAACCUCCAUGUUGUUGGAAACUAAUCCCUCGGACAAUGUUCGAAAAACUCUGGCUGCCAUUGCAAAAAUAAUUCAAAGUGUAGCUAAUGGAACAAGUGCCUCUAAAAGCCACUCACCAAUGCUUGAUCCUUUUUUGAAAUCCUAUGAGAGUAAAGUCCUUAACUUUCUGCAAAAGUUAGGUAAUGUCGAGGACUUUUACGAUGCUCUCGAACUGGAUCAAUACGUUGCUUUGUCUAAAAAGAGUCUUACGCUUGAAAUUACAGUCAACGAAAUUUAUCUGACCCAUAAAAUAAUAUUGGAGAAUCUACCAUAUAUACCUGAUCCGAACUCACACAUUCAUACCUUGAUGGAUGAGCUUGGUGAUGCUCGCGAACCAGUCCCUCAAUUCGAUAAUUGGCUGGUGUCUAUUCCACUUUAUAAUAGAUGGGAAUCUUCAAUUCCAGAUUUAUCAAGGAAACUAAAAGUUACGCGCGAGGACAUUUUGUUUGAUGAUGCUAAAACACUGUUUUUGCAACUGCUUCGACUUUUCCCUAGUGGUCAUCCAGUAACAAAAUUACCCUUACAACUUCAAAAAAUAGCCGAUGCGGUAUCUAGUUUCAGAAACAGUUCUUUGAUAAGGAAGGGUCUAAAAGCAAUUCAGCUGUUGGAACGGUUGUCUGACUUGAAUUUAGUCUUUAAAGAGAAUAAUUAUGAACCUUUAGCGUCCGAAGUUGAAAAGGAGUACCUAAGCUUUGAUAAAAUUAUCCGGAGGAUUCAAGUCGAAAGAGAUGCUUUAAAGGACGUACAUAAAGCUAUCUGCGACCACAACGAAUAUUUACGGACUCAGUUAGAGAUUUAUGCUAGCUAUUUGACGAAUGCUAGAAACCAAAUGUCGAGUUCAAAUGGAGAAUCCAAAAAGUUAUCCCGGGGAGUUGGUGUCAUUGGAAUCAAGCCAAAGCACAACAAGACCAAUGAGGUUGUUCGAUUUUCAGCGCUUCAAAUGAAAAAAGAAUCAAUGUUGUUAGAUUUUUCAUUCACAAACGCAGAUCCAACGACUAUCUAUUUUACAUUUACUAGGUUGCAGGAUGGAGGUUUUCUAAUUUCCAUAUACGAAAGUGGUCAUCUACGACCGUUGAAGGAGUUACAAGUCACUUUAGAACAAGUGAGCCAAAAGAGAUAUACUGAUGAUCCCGUCUUGGACAUAAAAAACGUAAAAUUUGAAGCAAAUAAACUAUACCAUCUUUUUGAACAGGUUUUCUUGAGAAAAUAAUGGUCUGUUUAUUCGGAGAGCCCAACGCGUAAUAUAUACCUUGCUAAUAUUGGGCUCUUUGUUUAUUGUUAGUUUUAGUCUUAGUCUAUUUUGUUGUUAUUUAUUGCUUAAUAAAAAGCAUGGCUAGGUUUUUUUUUUGUUUUAUUGAAUAGAACUACUUGAACUAUAAUUUGGACAAUUUUCAUACAC
Molecule: messenger RNA, 2966 nt
Organism: Schizosaccharomyces cryophilus OY26
Lineage: Eukaryota; Fungi; Ascomycota; Schizosaccharomycetes; Schizosaccharomycetales; Schizosaccharomycetaceae
Product: GTPase activating protein Gap1
Exons: 1
Coding region: 498-2777 (759 amino acids)
Biological process (GO): regulation of actin cytoskeleton organization; regulation of GTPase activity
Cellular component (GO): cell cortex
Molecular function (GO): protein binding; GTPase activator activity
Source: RefSeq, a predicted model, not a curated record